AUGGCCAAAGAAGACUACACAAGGCUUCACCUCAACAGAAGUUUAUGCACGGGCCUUACCAUCAUGUGCUGCCUCUCCAGGACUCGCAGCUAUACACCGCGUGCCGCGUCUUUUGUUAAAGACGCUCUGGCUCACGAAAUGAGCUCAGCUACCGACGAAAAGAUUCUUGCGUCCUUCGUAUCACUCUCGGAUAACAUGGAUACGAUGAAGACUUCACAGAUGCGGAUCGACAAGGAUGAGCGUGUGCACGAUGUCAUAGAAAGUGGUAUGUUUGCAUCGUCUCUCGGCGCGAAUAUGGGCAUAAAGACGAUGAUGAUCGAUGCGCUGAGAAACUCACCGGAGCGCUAA
Messenger RNA from Peronospora matthiolae, 348 nucleotides. Lineage: Eukaryota; Oomycota; Peronosporomycetes; Peronosporales; Peronosporaceae. The record is from the annotation of a GenBank genome assembly.